Messenger RNA from Symbiodinium sp. CCMP2456, 1143 nucleotides. NCBI's taxonomy places the organism in Eukaryota, Dinophyceae, Suessiales, Symbiodiniaceae. The record is from the annotation of a GenBank genome assembly.
AUGUCUCGCAAGAUCAUUGCGGCUUUUGCCAUUGCCCCGGCUGUCAUUGCCAACAGCUGUCCGGGCUCGUCAUCCUGGAUCCAUGCCAGCUGCCAGGUCGCCGUGACCGCGGGUGCCACCUGCUCUGAGGUCAUGUCCGAGAUGGAAGCACGUGUGGCAGGCAUCAGUACCGGUGCGUGGCAUGACCCGCACAACAACGGCACCUAUUCGCAGCAGGAUAAGGGAGCAGGCGAGCUUUCGUUCCAGCGUCUGACCGGCAACAAGAAGUACACGGACAAGCUCAAGUUUACCUUCCAGGACGCCCCCUCGGGCACUUGCAACAUCCAGGGCUGCAGCGAGAGCCAAGUCUUCUCCGUUAAAGACUUCUCUACCAACUACUGCAACCUGCGCAUGCUCUACUGCGGCUCGCACGAGGGGUGCAAGCCGGUGAAGACAGACUUUGCCAUCACUGAGACUUCGGUGAGUCCAUCCUUGGGAGCUUCGAAGAAUGCCGCCGACUGCCUGAAGACCGUCAGAGACCAGUUCCUCGCCCCACAGCCGUCGCCGAUCGCACCGCCUUUUCAGUGCCCACCUGCUGGCUUCGAAACAGUGAACAAUUUCGACCUCGACAGCUUCAUUUCGAAGCGCUGGUACAUUCAGCAGCAGAUGGAGACCAAGUACUUGCCGAAAACUCAGAACCGUUGCGUUUAUGCCGAGUACAAGCUUGAGCAGAAGAAGACAUUCUGGGGCUACGAUGUGGCUGUGCACAACCAUGCAGAGGGAGUCGCCCCACCGCACACCCCCUAUGACUCCGGAAGCAAACUCUGCGCCAAGGUCGUCGACAAGGCUCGUGGCAAGCUGGAGGUGGCACCCUGCUUCCUGCCAACUCUGCUCGCUGGCCCUUACUGGGUCUUGGACUACAACGAGGCAGCAGGCUAUGCUUUGAUCUCGGGUGGGGCACCCACCUUGCCUGCAGAGGCGGGCUGCAUGACCGGAUCGGGAACGAAUGGCUCCGGGCUCUGGAUCUUCACGCGCGAGCAGAAGCGCGACGAGGCCCUGGUGCAGAAGGUGAGGGCCAUCGCAGCCCAAAAGGGCUUCGACCUUUCUGUCCUCAACGAUGUGGACCAGAGUGCUUGUGGAAGCAUCACACAGGUCGUGGUGUGA